AUGCAUUUAACACGGCCAAAAUCCUCCAAGGGACGAAGCAGACCCCCAGUGGAUGGUUCUUUCUAUGCUGCUGACACGGACUACAGCACCCAAAGGUCACCCACGUCUCCAGACUCUCCUUCAUACUUCAGCAGGCCGGAUAGAAACCUCCGCUCUCAGUCCCAGCCUAUUAUGUGGCAGACUGGGCACCUGAGCCAGGACGAAGUCCUGCAGAUGCUCCAGCAGGCUCCUGCUGUUCCACCUCAGUCCUUAAACAAGUACAAAGUCCUUCCAUCCAUAGAGAGGAGGCAUUCAGAGGUGAGAGGCCUGGAGAGACAAACGGCCCAUCUUCACCUGUGUGAUCAUGAAGGGCCACACCCCCCCAGCAUCUCUGAGAGGGACCCAAAACCUCCUCCAGAUCCAGGACCAGAGGGAAACAAAGAAUCUGGUUCUUUUGGCAGUUUGCUCCUGGCUAUAAGAGCACCAUGUGGCAGGAGGUUUCAGCAGCAGUUUGACCCAGCAGACACCCUGCUGAAGGUAAAAGCCAGCGCAGAGGUCAGGUAUGGAGUCCAGUAUGGAGAGGCUUCUAUUGAGACCAUGGAUGUGCCACGCAGGACCUUCACAGACAUGGAGAUGACUUUAGCCCAGUGUGGCAUCAUCAACAAAUCUGUGCUUUGCAUUUUUUACAAUGACAGUGAGGGGGAGAAGGAAUCAGGAUAG
Cheilinus undulatus (humphead wrasse) is the source of this 699-nucleotide messenger RNA. RefSeq names its product UBX domain protein 10 (gene ubxn10). Gene Ontology annotation, molecular function: protein binding. Lineage: Eukaryota; Metazoa; Chordata; Actinopteri; Labriformes; Labridae. The transcript has a single exon. The record is from RefSeq and is a predicted model, not a curated record. The coding region runs from base 1 to 699 and encodes 232 amino acids.